Lutra lutra (Eurasian river otter) is the source of this 1580-nucleotide messenger RNA. Its product is annotated as spermatogenesis-associated protein 31D1-like. The record is from RefSeq and is a predicted model, not a curated record. NCBI's taxonomy places the organism in Eukaryota, Metazoa, Chordata, Mammalia, Carnivora, Mustelidae.
CCAUCGUGGAUGCUCAGGGAUCUCUAAUAAGAGUCAGAUCAGAUGGAGUGUGUCAAAAGCAUGUAUGUGGAGGACCCAGAAAUUCUUCUGCUAGAGGACAGUGACCUGGCAAAGUACGACGAUGACCUGGAGAAGGAUCAGGGACACAACCCCGAGAAUGGCCCAAAAGAUUAUCUGUUGAGUGACCCAGUUAGCUCUUCAGAUAAUGAAAUAUGGGGUAUGAUUCUGAGAAAGAACUUAGGAGCCCAGCAGUGAAAAACUCCAGGGUGUCUGUGGAGACUAUGGGUCAGAGACAACUUGAAAAUGCCCUGAAGAUACAUUUACGCAGAAAGUCUGAGGAAAUCAGUGAGGGUCAGUUGCCUGGGACUGUAUAUAAGUCAUGGCAUACUAUGAAGCAGACGUCACUUCUUUCUGAGAAAUCCCAGACUGAAAUAAAACAGAGAAGUUUGCCACCAUCAGAGGUUGAGGACUACACCCUGAAUACCUUCCAGGAGCUUCCCUUUGUUGAACCUAGUGCAGAACAGAAGCUGGAAGACCAUAUUAAAAGGUUUAAUAAGAGGGUGACUUGGGGCCUUCCCCCUAGAGUCCUUGAAUCCAUACAGCACUUUAAAUCAAAAGAGUCCACAUACUCCCUUGAUGGAAGCUUGAAAUCUCUCCAUGGAGACAAAGCAGGAACAACAAAUUGCCCCAUCCCGGAUUGUCCUCUCCCUGCCAUCUCAACUGUGGGCAAGGAAGAACAUAGAAUUCUGAGGCCAUCACCCUGUAAUAUCAACCACCAUUUGGAAGAGGAUGUUCUGAAAACUAAGGAUGGCAGCCAGACUCUUACAUCUGUCAGACAUGACACCAUAGGAAGCAGACGGCCCCCAAGGCUGCCUACAAGGCAAGGUGUGUUCAGACAUGAGCCAAAGGGUAAGAGUGCAAAUUCCAGUGCUGAAAGAGGAAGGCAACAAGGCAUAAAGAUGAAUAAUCCAGAACCUAUUCUUGUGCCCACAGAGUCCAGGGAGAUAUUCAGGCCCAAGGAAUUUCAUACACAUCAAUCACAACCUAGCAUCUUGACAACCAACAAGCCAGUUAGCUCCCAAAUUAUACAGGGGAAUGAGCAUCAAGUCAAAACCACCAUCCCACCAAACAUACCAAUUCUGCAUGAUCCUAAAUCACUGAAUCUCAAAGAACAGCUCUUUCAUGAGUUAAAGCUUACGCUGGAGGACAGGGAGUGUAGCCAGGCCCAAGCCCCAUACACUGACCUGCCCCCUGCCUCAGAUCAUUUGACUUAUAAGGCCUCACUGACUCAGGGUGUCUCCUGUGGGGACACGAGAGUGUCCCAGGUGCUGCAUGUCCAUCCAGAGGACACAGGAAUUACUAUGGAACAACAGCAGGAGUCCUGGGUCCCUAAGCAUGUCUUAAGGAAGUGCCAGAAUAAGAAUCCCCCACUGGCUGCAAAGACCAUGAGGCCUCUGGGUUCCAAGGCACAAGAGCAUGGUGGAGGGGGAUGCAGGACUGGGAACAUCCCAACGAGAACAGGUUCCCUACUGAAGAUGUGGCAUCGAAGAAGAGGUUCCCUACUCAGGAUGCAGUAUUGA